GUAACAACGACGAAGUGCAAAAAUGACGGUGAAUAUUAUCAUUACAGGUGCUAAUAGCGGUGUCGGAUUCGGUAUAGCCUUGAGAUUGAUAGACCAACUUUAUAGAGAAGACAAACCAGAGGAUGCAAUCGUCAGCUCAGAUAUACACCAACAGGUUAUAGAUACUGGUUUAACACUCAUUUUAGCUUGUAGAUCACCAUCAAAAGCUCAGAACGCUAUCAAUCAAUUGAAGGAAUACCAGAAUAGUAAGGCGAUCUGUACCGUUGACCUAGAAUUGGUAUACGAGCAUUGCGACCUUGGUACUGUAGAAUCAUCAGUCGAUUUCGCAACUAGGAUAAAGCAGAAAUACUCAUCGUUAUCAUCCAUCAUUUGUAACGCAGGUGCAGGUACAUUCACAGGCUUAGAUUGGUUGAAAGCCUGUCAACAGAUUGUAACGAAUCCUAUCCAAGCACUCACACUCCCAAAUUACAAGUUACAAUCAAAUGGUACAACAUCAGCUGAUAGUAUCGGUUGGGUAUUCCAAACAAACAUCUAUGGACACUUUAUCAUAGCCAAGGAACUAGAAAGCUUACUCGAAAAGGAGUCACAAUCGUCCAUCAUUUGGAUGUCCAGUUUAGAAGCUGCGAAAUGUGAUUAUGACAUAGACAACGAUUUCCAAUUCAUUAAGAGUAACUACUCUUAUGAAAUCUCUAAAUACCUCACUGAAGCUCUAGCUAUCGGCUUAGAAGAUCACUAUCGGGAGCAGAAUUCGACAAUACAUUCGGUUAUAGUACACCCAAGUGUCGUAUGGUCUAGCAUAUUCUAUGAUCAUCUUGGCUGGCUGCUCGAUUUAUUGAUGGCUAUCUCAUUCUACUUCGCUAGACUUCUCGGUUCACCUAACCAUCUGAUAUCUGCAUUCUUAGGUGCGAUUUCAACAACGACUGUGCUGCUUAACUUGGAUAAACACACCGGGAAGGAUUUGAGAUACGCUUCACAGUGUGAUAGAUUUGGUAAUCCCUAUGUUACAGCCCAAGAUACCGUAGUACAAACAGUGGAAGAAGAUUAUAAGGGAUAUUCUAAAAAAGUUUUGCGAAAGUUCAACGAUUUGUAUACCAGAAUGUAAUUUGAACCCUUUAUAGCAAACAAUCAUCAUGUCAAGACGUGAGUCAAAAUGAUGUGAUUGUUGGGUCUACUAAGUAUUUUAGCACUCAGAGUAGGAUAUGUACCAGAACACUUUCAAUCACCGCUUUUACAACUCGCUGGGAAAGACAACGGAAAGUCAUUUGUUUUAGUACCUUGCCCUAGUGGAACAGGACAGAUAAUCAAUGCGUUUAAAAAUGAUGAAAUUGACGUCUCUCUCGCCCUCACUGAGUCUUUGUUAGCCGGUAUCGCGAAGGGAGCUACAGAGUUUAAAUUCGUGGGUACAUACAUAGAAUCACCACUCAAUUGGGCAGUGAUAACUGGUGCUAAUGCACCAUAUACCUCUAUAAAGGAUUUGGAAGGUACGACGAUUGGUAUCAGUAGAAAAGGAAGUGGUAGUGAGGUUAUGGCGAAUGUUAUGGCUUUACAAAAGGAAUGGAAGAACCCUCCAAAGUUCCUCAUUAAUGACAAUUUUGCUAAACUUCGCCAGAGUGUUAAUGAUGGCAGCACUUCUUGCUUCAUGUGGGAAUGGUUCACUACUUUACCAUAUGUUAAAACUGGUGAAGUUAAGUUCAUCGGUAAUCAACUCACACCAUGGCCAAGUUGGAGUAUAGUUGCUAAACCAUCCCUUGAUCGCAGUCUUGUUGCUCAAUUCGUUGAUAAUCUCGACCAAGCUGUUAGAGCAUUCGAUGAGAGCAGAACUUCAGGUGAGGCUGUUGAUUACGUCGCUAAGACUUUCAAUUAUGAUAAGCAAGAUGUCCAAGAGUGGAUCAAGGGUGUUACGUACUCAAAAUCACACCUUCGCGUCGUUAAGAAGUCUGUCGUUGAAUCUACGUUAGACACACUAGUAGAUGCGAAAGUGAUUGAAAAGAAUGGUGAAUGGGAUAUCAGCCAAUUUGUCAAUAGGGAUAUUGCAACUGUUGAAUAAAGUGUUUACAAAAAAAUGAUAAAUAUUACGUCUAUAUUAUGCACUGCUUCUUUGAUUGUAAAAUGAUAUAGUCCUUAACCACGCUGGAUGAAUUGAAGAUACUGUUCUGGCGUAAGUUGCGGUUGUCAACGUGAGCUCAUUGUACAUGAUACAAGGUGCUUUACGCUGUAAGAGACAAGAGGUUGGAUGUAUCUUGACUAAUUGCUGGUUGACAAUUUGGCGAUAUGUUCCAUCACCUUGUCUAAGUGCAACAUUUUGGAACAUACCCUCAAGAACACACUUGAGAAUCAAUUCUUCAUCUGUCGUCGAGAGCUCUACAUCCAUACCCUCCUUCUUACAUUGAUGUUCAAGUUGACCGCGUAUAUCUUUCGCGCGUCUUAACGUACGUUGACUCAACUUGUUUGAUUGACACCAUUCUUUAACGUCGACAAUCGUACCUGCUUUGACGACAUCUUGGUAAGCAUUCCAUAUGUUGAGAAGUGCAAUGUGGUCACCGUGGCGACUUGCGAAGCGCUCGCGAGUGUUGUCAUCUCCUUCAUUUGUCGUUGAUGUGUAGAUUGGCGAGUCAACUGAAAGAAGAGCACAUAACGAGAGGAUAUUGGAAACACAACCACCACUUGAUGCACUUAGAAGCAUUUUUGCGAUUGCUGGAUCAAGUGGCAUACCAGCUAUCCUGCGACCAAGUUCUGUUAUGCAUCCAUCGCAAUCUAAGGCUCCCAAACCAUAUAAACUCAUAUUAGCUUGUUGGAUUGCCUCCGUAGAUGGUGUAUCUAACCACUCAAAUUCUUCAUAUGUUUUUUCACUAAUCGCUUUCAAUUGUAGAAUAGCGAAAUUUAAAUUCGUACGCUCAAUUUCAGGUGAUGUUGUGUUAGAUAAUCCUAAGAAUGUCUUCUCGGUGUAUAAUCUAUAACAGUUACCGGCACUUUCACGACCAGCUCUACCUGCUCUUUGCAUAGCUGCUGAUUUACUGAUCGGUUUAACGAAAAGAGUGUCAAUACCUACACCACCAUUGGACGUAUAGAACUUCCUUUCACGUGCAAGUCCAGUAUCAAUUACAUGCUUGACUCCAGCUAUCGUUAUAGACGUCUCAGCAACGUUAGUGGAAAGAAUCACUUUACGAGUAUUUUCUGGUGUUUGUUCAAAAACCUUCUGUUGUUGAGAUGGAGAGAGUGAGGCGUAGAGUUGUAAUAUAUUAAGAUCGCAUUUGAGUGUGUUAUUAUCCGCAUAGAGCUUCAAUGAGGCUCCGAGAGUUUGAAUCUCCUCCUGACCAGGUAAGAAAACGAGUAUAUCGCCUGGUAGAGGAGCAGACUGGUGUAUUUGUAGGAUUGUCUUGAGUGAAGCAUCAAGAUAAUCUUGUAAGUCCUCUGAGCUAUUGUAAAUUGUUACAGGGUGUUGACGUCCUUUUACAUAGAGAACUGGAGCGUUGUUGAAGAAAUGAGAAAACUUCUCAGCAUCGAGUGUAGCACUCAUGAUAACCACUUUGAGUGGAUCCAUAGAUGCUGCUUUACGCCUUUCCAUAAUUGACUUGAGUGUACCAAUAAUUAAAUCCGUCCGAAGUGUUCUCUCAUGUGCUUCAUCGAUCAUUACAACACCAUAUUGAGAUAAGAGUGCAUCAGAAAGUAGCUCACGCAUGAGCAUACCAUCUGUCAAGUACUUUAAUCUAGUACCUUUCCAAGAUUUAUCGUCAAAUCUAACGGAAUAACCGACUAAACUACCACAUUGGGUGCCAGUUUCUGUAGAUACACGUUGAGCAAGACUCAUGGCGGCAACACGACGUGGUUGAGUGACACCUAUUUUCUGUUUUGUUAGGCCACUUUCGAGUAAAAAUUGCGGUAGUUGUGUUGUUUUACCUGAACCUGUUUCACCAAGGACGACAACAACUUCGUGAUUGCGUACAGCAUCUAUGAGACCAUCCCUGCCAGUCCAAAUUGGUAAUGCUUGCCUCGUUUCCAACAUUUUAGCCCUGAGUGCGAAAUCGACAUUCUUAGAAGCCUUCCGUCUGGCUUUUUUUGAGUGAGUUUCGUGUGUAUCAUUUACUGUAGCAUCCUCGUCAUUGUCGUUCUCUU
Messenger RNA from Wallemia mellicola CBS 633.66, 4113 nucleotides. Its product is annotated as NAD(P)-binding protein. The transcript is spliced from 4 exons. Gene Ontology annotation, cellular component: lipid droplet; mitochondrial outer membrane; endoplasmic reticulum membrane. Gene Ontology annotation, molecular function: 3-beta-hydroxysteroid 3-dehydrogenase (NADP+) activity. Lineage: Eukaryota; Fungi; Basidiomycota; Wallemiomycetes; Wallemiales; Wallemiaceae. The record is from RefSeq and is a predicted model, not a curated record. The coding region runs from base 23 to 1102 and encodes 359 amino acids.